AUGAAGGUCGAAUCUGCAAUCCCUGAAUGGCUUGUGAGGGAACGUACGAUUCCCCCCAACAUGCCCACCAACUUUGACCCUCCUUUUGAACUCUACACCUCCCGGUUCCCCAGGACCACCAAAGACCUCGUUUUGGCUGUUGUUGGUGCACAAUACCCAUCGGCGUCGCGAAAUGAUGGGAACGCCAUCAAGGCUGUUUCAUCGUUCAUCGACCUGAGCAGUCCGCGUUCACGUCCCGGCUUCCACGAAGUCGCCGCGGUUACGGAUAACCAGGGACACUUCAACAUUGCUGUCUUGCUCUACUGGAAGAGCAAGGCAAACUACGACGAGUGGCUCGCCACAAGCGGCUUCGGCCGGUGGUGGGACGAGUUGACACCAGGCACCGACCAGCAUGGCUGGUUCCUGGAAGUCUUCUACCCGACCAUUGACCGUUUCGAAACCGUCAUCACCACAGAGGUCCCUCAAGGGGCAGCUAACCUGCGCGAGACGAUGAGCGGCCCGAUCCAGGAGCACGUCUACUGGGGCAGCAUGCGUGAUCGGUUCCCCAUUUCACAAACAGAUGCCCUCGUCGGCGAGACAAGCCACAUCCAUCCACGAAACGAGACGCCCGCCCCUCCAUCUGCCACCGGACGCCGCGUUGUGCCGGGGAAGAAGAAUCUCGUCGUCAUCCGCUCCGGACAGGACUGGUCCGUCGCCGCGCCUGAGGAGCGGCAACUGUAUCUGGACACGAUGCACACUGUGCUGGUCAAGGGGAUGGACUUUCUCCGCGACCAAGGCGACCAAGUCGGUUGCUUCAGCUGUCGGUUCAUGGAGAUUGUCGAUCCCGUGACGCAGACGGGCGGCACGGAUCAGACCUUUGGGCUGGCGUACUUUGACAGCCUGGCAUCGCUUGAGAAAUGGAGCAAAGAGCACCGCACCCAUCUCGAGAUAUUUGCCGGGUUUUCCAAAUAUGCCAAAAAGCUUGGGGAUAGCAUGAGCCUGCGGCUGUUCCACGAGGUGUUGGUACUCGAGCCGGAGCAGCAACGUUUUGAGUACAUUGAUUGCCAUGAGGGAACAGGCAUGUUGACUGCUGGGAGUUGA
Molecule: messenger RNA, 1080 nt
Organism: Verticillium alfalfae VaMs.102
Lineage: Eukaryota; Fungi; Ascomycota; Sordariomycetes; Glomerellales; Plectosphaerellaceae
Product: phenylacetaldoxime dehydratase
Exons: 1
Coding region: 1-1080 (359 amino acids)
Source: RefSeq, a predicted model, not a curated record